This is a messenger RNA of Girardinichthys multiradiatus, 5499 nucleotides long. RefSeq lists its product as uncharacterized. Lineage: Eukaryota; Metazoa; Chordata; Actinopteri; Cyprinodontiformes; Goodeidae. The record is from RefSeq and is a predicted model, not a curated record. The transcript is spliced from 17 exons. The coding region runs from base 290 to 3031 and encodes 913 amino acids. Gene Ontology annotation, molecular function: protein binding.
GUCACAUAAAUCUCCUCAGGCGUUACUGGUUGGAGUUUGAAUCUGCCACUCACUGAGGAAUAAAUGAGAUUUGGUCUCCGCUGGCCGUUGGAGAUGAAAUCCCGUCUCCCCGCGGUGUUGAUAGGCUGCUUUUCCGUUAAUGCUCUGUCAAUCUGAGAGCCAGAGGGGAGGAGAGGUCAGCGCGGCUAGCGAUGCAGAUUCCUCACCAAACAGAAGCGGAGAGUCAGUAAAGUUGACAAUAACUGUCAGUUUCACUUUGAUAUUUGUGCAAUAACCACGAAUUAACGGGAUGAGCUCAAGGGCUUCACCGACGAUCGGGGAGUUCUUCCUCACUCUCAGUGAGAUGGGUUUCACAGAACAACAGAUCCAGGCAGCUGUGCAGGCGGGACAUCUUUCUGUGACAGAGGCUGCUGAAUGGCUCUUACAGGGUCAGUAUCCACGGCACACGUUGGUGAAGCCAUCCUCCCAGUCGUCGAAGACUGCACUUUCUGCUUUUAACCCGCCUAAAGAAGCAGCGAGCAGCUCUGCUCUGCCUGCAUCUCCCAGUGACAGCAGAGCGUCUUCCUCAUCAAUCCCGAGGCUGUCGGCCUCCUCCGCCCAGUCUCCUGAUCCUCCUCUAGUUGAGUCACGGAUUAAACAAGACAAGAGCGACUUUGAGGAGAAAGAAAGACAACGUGUUGCCCAGGAAGUCAUAGCAGAGAAGAGGCAAAGAAAGCAGGAGCGCGAGAUGGUUUUAAAGCGGAUAGCUGAGGAUCGGAAAACCUUGCAGGAGAAGAACCACACCAGCUCUGCCACGGACAAGUCACCUCCUAGCUGUGAAGGGCAGAAACUUGGAGGAAAGAUUCAGACGAAUGCUGAUGACAACUGUAUCCUCAUGAUCCGGCUGCCCUGCGGUGAGUCCAUGCGUGAGCGCUUCUCAGCCGACGCCCCGCUGAGCAGCGUCGUGGAGCACAUCAGCGGCCGUCACCCCUCCCUGCCCUCCUUUUCUCUCCUUCAGAGUUUCCCCAGAAAACGCUUUGGCGAGGCAGAGCUCGCAUGUUCCCUACGCUCUCUGGGCCUCACUCCAAACGCUGCUCUCUGUAUUCAGACCACCCCUCCAGAGACGCCUCAUGACCCACCGAGUCCAGCAGAUCCCCCUUCAGCAGCUCCAAAUGAGCCACCUCCAUGCAUUUUUCCUCAACCACAAGUACCCGUUCCAGAGGAGGCGGAGGCGCUAGAUCCUGCUUUAGUUCAUCGGCUACCGAACGAUCUGUGGGAGGAGGCCGUAAAUUAUGCAGGAAUACCUAGAGCAGGUCCUCCGGUGUCUGGACCUUUUCAUUUCUGGGGGCGAGGCCAGAGACUGGUUCCUGGGAACCCAGAGGAUCCUGGAGUGGAAGCUGAUGAAGAACCAGAAGGAGAGGAAGGUCCACCACACAUUCCUAACGGAAUGCCGAGACUGCCUUACCUUUUAGAUAACAGGAUCCGAGGCAGAUUUGAACCUGCACACUACUGGCCGGACCAAGGCAAUCGACUCAGAGAUGCUCCAGAGGAGGAUCCAGCAGACCUUGAGGAGGGAGAGGGUCCAGAGGCACAUGUAGCUGCAGGUCAGGCUGCAGUGGAGCGUCUUCAGAGAGCUGCACUGGACCCCAGUGCCUCUCAGGGACAACCAUCACCACCUAAAAGACCCUUCAGGACACCAAACGUGCCAUCCCUAUGUGCCUUGGCCACCCAUGCAACUGUCCACCUCAUGACUGCUCCCAGUAUGCAGUACAGCAGCAGUCUGGCAGGCCUGACCCCAGAGCUGGCAGAGCUUCUGCUCAACCACAUCUCCAAAGUGAGGCUGCUUCGUCCGCGCACCCUGGAGCUCUUCUUCGGCUGCCAGUUGCAGAAAUUUGUCUUAAACUGCUACCCAUACUCCACCAAUGAGCUCCUGCGGCAGUUACGCGCCUUCACGGCACUGAAGCAUCUCAGUCUGGUCAACUCUCCUCUCAUCACGGAUUCUGGUCUGUCAGUGCUAUCCAGUCUGGUCAAACUCCAGUCACUCAACCUGGCGUCCUGUAGCAAACUGACGGACUCCUGUCUGCAGUAUAUCACAGGUCUGGAAAGCCUGUGUCUCCUGUCCCUGGAUCAGACCAAAGUGACAGAUGCUGGGAUGGUUCAGUACCUCCAGUCUGCUCCUUCUUGCCUCUCUCAGCUCAGUCUGAACCAGACGGCGGUGACCGAAGCCACUUUGGCUGUGCUCCCCACCUGUUUGCCACAGCUGCGACUUCUCAGCAUCAAGCAGACUAAGGUUAAAGAUAUUUCAGCUCUAGCACUGCUGUCCAGUUUGCAGACUCUGAAUCUGGACGGGACAGGCGUGACAGAGGCAUCUCUGGAGAACAUCUCUACGCACCCAACCCUGACUUCUCUGAGUUUAGGUGGAAUCUCUGUAAAAGACGGGAAUCACACCCUCCAGAUUAUCUCAGGUCUGAAGUUGACUCACCUUACCCUUCCUGGACGCCACACUGUGACAGACGGGGGGCUUGCAUUCCUCUGUAGGCUGACUCUGCUUUCACAGCUGGACCUGAAAGACUACACCCAGGUCACAGACCAAGGAGUCAGCCAGUUAGCCACCAUGACCAGGUUGAAGAAACUGUCUCUGAGCAACACUCGAGUGACUGAUGCAGGGCUUUCCUCUCUGCGUGGCCUGCAGGAGCUACAGGAGGUGUGUUUGGACCGAACGGCAGUGACCAGCCGAGGCGUAGCUGAACUCAUCACGUGUCUGCCUCACCUUCAGGUAUUGGGGUUAGCCAGCACGCAGGUGGGAGAUUCUGUAGUGCGGAGGGGUCUGGUCCACUGUCAUCAGCUUGCCAAGGUCAAUCUGAGCCACACACGAAUCACCGACCAAGGUCUGAAGCACCUGAAAGACAUGCGUCUGGCUCAGGUCAACCUGGACGGCACUGGUGUUAGUCUGACGGGCAUUGCCAACCUGCUCUCCUUGAGCAACAUCGGCAGCAUCCGGGCCAGUAACACUCGCACAGUUCCUCUGGAUGAUGUCUCAGACGGGGACUGAGGAUACCUUUGCUUGGACAAAACGAAGACCGACAAACCUGAGCACAGCUGUCUGCUUCUGGCCUCUGAAACAUGCUUCCAGCAGAACCAGCUGGAAACGGCAUUAAGUAAAACACUCCUCCGACUUGCACUGCCUCGACUCCAGCUAGUGCCGCUUUUCUGACAAUCAUUUACGCCAAGCUGAAACUUUAAAGGAAUAGUUCAGAGUUUUACUGUGAAGCUCUGGUUCUAAGCAGUAGAUGACUCUCCUGCCGUCUUUUAGUUCAAGUCCAGAUUGGUCCUGGAGGCUGAAGCUCCGUAGGAGGUUUGCAACCUGUGGCUGUAGUCUCUCCAUACUUGCUAUUGAUAGUUUUAGCCAAAUGUUAUUUAGUAAUGAUUAAAGUUUUUAGGUAUAAAGACAAGAAGAGUUAGUUUUCGCAGUUCUUCUGCUGACUACUAGAUAAAUAUGUCUUUAUGGAUUGUAAAGGUUGCUAACCUCUGGGCUAGUCUGAUUGGAGCCAACACCAGAGCAGACUUCUGUCUCCUUAAAACAGCUCAUUCCUACCCGUGUCUGUUUUUUUCCAAAUGCCGUUUUUAAACACUUCUUAUUGUAGAAAUAUCUGCCAUGACAUCGUGGUGAACUUUAUUAUUUUAUAUUUUUUAAAUGAACAUAAACGACUGAGAACUCUGCAAAGUUGAGUCUAGUUUUGCAGGAAAGAUGCAGAGGAACCUUGAUGUUCUCAGAACAAGGCGUUUCCAGUCAGUCUGACAUCAAUGUGAAAUGAUGUAAAAAUGUAAAGUGCAGCCGUUAAAGUGAAUUUUAUUUUAUAUAUUAUAGAUUUUUUGUUUUUUUACACUGCCUUUUCUAUUAGCUUGGUAGUCUGACUGGGAUUUUUUUACAUGUUCCAUAUCAAUAGAUGUUUCACACAGGAAGCUAAUUGGUGACGUACCGCCUCCUUCCUUUUGUAAAUAACCGUCCCAUGCAAGCAUGAUAGUUUGAAGGUUCAGUAAAUAGUUUUGCAUAAACCUCACUACUUUGUUUGAGACUGGAGAAGUCCGUUUUGGUCUUGUCCCCUCAUGGACGAACCGUUUGGUUCUUCCUUCGGGACCAAUUAGUCUGGGUUGAAUCUAAGACACAGAGAGAGUUAUCUUCUGCUGGUAAAAUGUUGCUUACCUUUUUAACCGAACCUCAGUUCUUAAUUUCAGAAUUAUCCCUUUAAUGGAGAGCCUUCUGCUUAACUAAUCAGUUUAGGAACCUAACGAUUAUAUACAUACAUACUCUACAGCAGAAUAUUGACUUCCUAGGAUUUACAGCUUUAACUCUUUGUGCAGGAAUGUGGGUGAAGCACCAAACAGCAUGUUUUUUUUUUUUUUUUUUGUACAAUACCGUGAAUUCACCAUGGCUGCAGGAAAUGUUCGAAGGACGUGAGAUAGACAGAUUUUAGUUUAACUUUUUUAAUUCUGUCACAAUUUUCUAUUAGGUGUUGGCUUAUUAUUUUGUUGGCUUAAAUUCUAAGGAAUUUUAGGGUCAAUAAAUGUGGAAAACUACUGCAGGUAAAUUGUCAUGGUAGGUUCUGACAUACGGUGCCUUACAAAAGUAGUAAUCCAGUCUCAGACUUUAAUGUGUUUUAAUGGGAUUUGAAGUCAAACAUACUCAGUAGUGCAGAUGUGUGUUUUUAACACUUCAGUAUUAAUCCAGCUGUUCUGUAGAAGCCUCAGGGGUUUGUUAGAGAACAUUAGUGAAAGAGCAGGAUUAUGAAGAUGGAGGAAGAAGUUUAGAGCAGGCCCAUGGCAACUCUGGAGGAGCUGCAGAGAUCCAGUUUUGUUGGACAAUGGUGAGUCUUACACUCUGUGUUCCUGGAAGAAUAAAAGAAAUGCUGAAGUUUGUCACAAACCGACGUGGGGGACACAAACCUCUGGAAGGUGCUCAGGUCAGAUGAGAUCAAUACUAAACUUCUUUGUCUGCAUGUGCUUUGCUGGUGGAAAACUAAUCCUGAACACACAAAACAAGGUGGUGGCACCAUUAUGCUGUGGUGAGAGCAGUUCUACAGACCAAUCAGGGCGCUUAAUAUAAAUCCACACCACACUAUUAAUGUUCAUCUGCAUAAAAUCUUGGGUCUAUCUCAUUACCAGUAAGACAUAACGUAAGUUUGUUGGCACAUGACUGAAAACAUUCACUGGGUAUUAAUACUUUUGCAAGGCACUGUUCAAGGUGAGGGUUCAUUCCCGGACUGGUUAGCUCUGUUCCUUUUAAAAAUAUUCACAUCCUGCUAAUGCAUGACCCCAGUAGCUGUUGUACUCUAAAUGUAAUUUAUGCCAAGAAAUACCAGUUUAGUAUAAGUCAUUGGGAGUUCAGCCAUUUGAUCAUUAGAACCAAAUGAAAGUUGCUUUAAAUCUUUUCCUUGCUGCAAUAGUUUAUUUUCCCUACAAGGUUAUGACUUUAUACAGUCCCUGUAAAUCCAUACAGAAUAAUAAAGACUUCUCAAAUUA